Microtus ochrogaster (prairie vole) is the source of this 1002-nucleotide messenger RNA. Its product is annotated as taste receptor type 2 member 117-like. The record is from RefSeq and is a predicted model, not a curated record. Lineage: Eukaryota; Metazoa; Chordata; Mammalia; Rodentia; Cricetidae. Gene Ontology annotation, molecular function: G protein-coupled receptor activity; bitter taste receptor activity. Gene Ontology annotation, biological process: detection of chemical stimulus involved in sensory perception of bitter taste; sensory perception of taste; G protein-coupled receptor signaling pathway. Gene Ontology annotation, cellular component: membrane.
AUGGAGCAUUUUCUGCAAUCAAUAAGUGAUAUCUUCUGGAACACAUUUAUGAUCAUUUUAAUCAUGGAAUUAGUAAUUGGAAAUUUAGGAAAUGGAUUCUUAGUACUGGUGAACUGCAUGAACUGGGUCAAGAGAAAGAAGAUCUCAUUCAUAAAUCAAAUCCUCACUGCUUUGGCAACCUCUAGAAUUUGUAUGUUCUUGUUAUUGUUUAAAACUUUAUUAAUUUUCUCAAUGUAUCCAGAUUCAAUAAGGACUUCAGGGAUGACACAAGUUCUUAUUAAUUCAUGGAUGAUAGUCAAUCAUUUUAGCAUCUGGCUUGCUACAUGCCUUGGUGUCUUUUAUUUUCUCAAGAUAGGCAAUUUUUCUAACUUUCUUUUUCUUUAUUUAAAGUGGAGAGUUAAAAAGGCAGUUUCAGUAGUAUUGCUGGCAUCUCUGGUUCUCUUGUUUUUAAAUACUUUACUUAUCAACUUGGAAUUUAAUGUGUGUAUAAGUGAAUAUCAAAGAAACGUAUCCUACAGUUUUGCUUCUCAUUAUCAGGCACAGUGUCACAGGCAUGUGUUAAUUCUUCACACCACUUUCCUGUUUGUACCCUUUGGUGUGUGUCUGUCUUCUUUCCUCCUGCUCAUCUUCUCCCUCUGGACACAUCACAAGAAGAUGCAGCAGCAUGCCCAAGGAUCCAGAGAUGCCAGAACUACAGCCCACAUUAAAGCCUUGAAAACUGUGAUUGCCUUUCUCCUGCUAUACACCAUUUUUAUCUUGUCUGUGUUAAUACAAAUUUGGAAAUAUGAGUUGACAAAGAAAAACCUUUUCAUUUUAUUCUGUCAGGUUGUAUAUAUAGCUUUUCCUUCAUUCCAUUCGUGUGUCCUGAUUCUGGGAGAUAUGAAGCUGAGACAAGCCUCUCUUUCUCUAUGCUGUAGAGCCUGGAAAGCAGGCUCAAAAAUAUGGAAAUCCCAGAACUUCAGAACACUAGAGAUCAUGUUGUAUAUUCUAGGCAAAGAUUAA